Epinephelus moara (kelp grouper) is the source of this 2870-nucleotide messenger RNA. RefSeq names its product vitamin D3 hydroxylase-associated protein. Bases 152 to 1915 code for a protein of 587 amino acids. The transcript has 16 exons. Gene Ontology annotation, molecular function: amidase activity; fatty acid amide hydrolase activity. The record is from RefSeq and is a predicted model, not a curated record. Gene Ontology annotation, biological process: fatty acid catabolic process. NCBI's taxonomy places the organism in Eukaryota, Metazoa, Chordata, Actinopteri, Perciformes, Serranidae.
UCAAACGUUAUUACUCAGCAACAUAAACCCCGCCUGCUUACCAGGUCUCUCGCUGCAGUUGCUGCAGUUUGAUGAAAUGUUCCUGUUUGUAUCCUCAAGCUGACUGAGCUCCACCAUGAAUAUAUAACCAGAUAAGACAACGAGGGACACCAUGGAGCACGUUACGCAGUUUCUUCAGGGAGUGGAGCUGGACACCAAGAUAGCAGGGCUGCUGACAGUCGCUGCCUGCAGUGUGGGAGCUCUGGUGCUGCUGGUGCAGAAGGUCCACACACACCGGGAUGCGGAGGACAAGAUCCGCAGAGCCAGGCAGCACCGGGCGGACACCCUGCAGCGGGCGGAACAAGCUGUUCUCCAGUACAAGAAGACGAAUCCGGUGACCAACUCUGCCUUUAUCUUGUCGCUGUCCCUGUCUGAGUUGACAAACAAGCUGCAGGAUGGUUCACUGAGCCCUGAGGAAGUGUUUUACUGCUACAUGGAAAAGACUCUGGCUGUGAACAAAGAUCUGAACUGCUGCACAGGGAUCUUGUUGGAGAGUUUUGACCUGGUGAAAACAGUUGCCACCAAAAAGGAAGGUCUCUUGUAUGGAGUUCCAGUUAGCAUCAAAGAAAACAUUUCAUAUAAGAAUACAGACAGUUCUUGCGGUGUGAUCAUGUACCUGGACAAGCCUGCUCAGAAGGACGGCGUGCUUAUUGAAGUUCUGAAGAGACAAGGAGCCAUCCCCUUCGUGAAGACCAACGUGCCCCAAACGUUGCUAAAUUAUGAGUGCAGUAACCCCAUCUAUGGGCAGACCGUGAACCCCCACAACCUCAAGAAGACCUGCGGAGGUUCGUCUGGUGGGGAAGGGGCUCUCAUUGGAGGAGGGGGCUCCAUACUUGGUUUAGGCACUGACAUAGGAGGUAGCGUCCGUAUUCCUGCUGCAUUCUGCGGGAUCUGCGCCUUUAAGCCAACAGUAAGACGGCUAAGUGUAAAUGAUGUGAUCCCCCUCUAUCCAGGGCAAAAAGCAUUGCAAUCAAGUCCUGGACCCAUGGCGAGGGAUGUGGAAAGUCUGGCCCUGUGUAUGCAGGCUUUUCUUUGUGACCACAUGUUUUCUUUGGACGCCACUGUUCCACCCAUACCUUUUAAUAUGCAGAUGUACCAGAGUGCCGAACCUCUCAGGAUUGGUUACUUGGAAAACGACGGCUACUCAGAAGGGUCUCCAAGCAUGGUCAGAGCAGUCAGAGAGGUCAAAGUUCUGUUAGAGAAAGCAGGGCACACUUUGGUGCCCUACACUCCUCUGGAGAUGCCUUACGCUGUAAAUGAACUGAUGACAAGGGGUGCCUUUGCAGACGGAAUUACCACCUUUUUUGAAAAAAUGAAGGGGAGCCCAGUGGAUCCCGUCCUCAAAGCACAGUAUCAAGUUUACAAACUACCUAUAUGGUUGAAGAAGAUCCUCUCAUUUCUCAUCAAGCCCGUGAGUCCUCGUAUUUCUGCCAUCCUCAGUGCAUUGACUGGAGUUAGGUCUGUCGCAGAGGUGUGGAAGCAUCAUGCUGCUGUUGAGGACUACAUUCAGGCAACGAUAGCAAACUGGAGAAGAUACAACAUAGACGUGCUGCUGUGCCCUGUGAUCGGACCAGCCUACAACUUCUUGUAUUGCGCCAAGCUUAACUCUCUUCUUUCUUUCACGGCGUUUUACAACCUCCUCAAUUUUCCCGCUGGUGUUGUCCCUGUUUCCACGGUGACAGCAGAGGAUGAGGAGGAACUCAAGCACUAUAAGGGCAAUUUUCAGGACCUGUGGGACAGGUACUUCAAAAAGGCUGUGGCUGGAGGCGAGGGUCUGCCCAUAGCCGUGCAGUGUGUCGCCCUGCCGUGGCGGGAUGAGCUCUGCCUGCGCUUCAUGAGGGAGGUGGAACAAGUGGUCAAACAGAGCAAGAAGUGAAAACCCGGGGCCACAGGUGGGGCUGUUAACCUCAGGGGCCUCAGGUUAAAUUUGCCUUAACUACACAAACAAUAAGGCUAUCUCUAAAAUCAUAAUGAGAACGUACUGUUAAUGAUGAAAUAAUUCCACUGACCACAUUAAAACAAAAUGAAAUAUGAGUAAAAGUUAAAACAGUUAAUGUUGCUUUAGGAAAGGUUGUUGGGUUUUAAAAAACUAAUAUUUUGAGUUUCACUUUUCUGCUCGACAAGGAUGUACUCAGGUACUUCUGCUUUUUGGGUUUUUAGGGCCAUAAUAAAGAUUGAACUGUCAACUGUGAAACUGCUAAAAGGGCUCUAUGCGAAAUUCAGACUUGUCUGGACACGGUGCUCAACAUGGAGGUGGCUGCAGGCUAGCAGCUAACGGUACUAACUCCACAAACAGCACGUAAACACAGUAACAGUGCUGACAGAGCUAGCAGUGUUAACUAGGGGGAAAUCAAAGGAGGGGUGCUAUGCUUCCACAAUGACGCCAUCCCAAUAUCAGCAGUACCCGCCUUAUGAGUGCAGUGCAAAGUGGAAGCAAUGAGCCAGCCAGUGGGACACACACAUGCGCUAACAAGCACAUGCAGCCGGACCAGCUUACCACAGCAAACACAGUUUUUGAAGUGCUUUUUCCCACUGUAGAGUGAGUGACCAACGGACAGCUACUUGAGAGAGACAACAAAGUAGCUUGACAAUAUGGUCAAAGUCAAGUAUGACGCUGAAUGUAUUUAACCUUGAACAAAUGACCAAGGAGAAAUCUGGACCGGUUGGGAAGCACUGCUUUAGAAGAAUUUUAAUUUCUAAUCACCAUUAUUCAAAGAGGUUGUGCAGCCACAUACAAAAAAUGUUGACCAUUGGGAUUUUAUAGUGAAUAUGAAAGCUUUUUGUGUGAUGCGAUAACUGAGAUUUAAAUAAAGUUACUGAUUUCUCAUAAA